CUCUGUCUCUCUCUCUCUCUCUAGACUCUAGCCUGUGUUAUAUUAACAAACGGCAGCGCCAAACUCUCCCACUCUGCUCUCAGAUCCCUUUUCCCUCACUUUCCCACUCACAUUCCCGAAAAAUCACAUUUCCAUCCUCUGCGCCAAAUACAUGGCGUCCGAGUCGCAGAACUGGGUGCUGGUGGUGACCGCGCGCACGCCCACCAACAUCGCCGUCAUCAAGUACUGGGGAAAGAGAGACGAAAAGCUCAUCUUGCCCGUCAACGACAGCAUCAGCGUCACGCUCGAUCCCGAUCACCUCUGCACCACCACCACCGUCGCCGUCAGCCCCUCUUUUGAUCAAGAUCGGAUGUGGCUCAACGGGAAGGAGAUUUCCCUUUCAGGAGGCAGAUUCCAGAGCUGUCUGAGGGAAAUCCGCAGUCGUGCCAGUGAUGUUGAGGACAAGGAAAAGGGUAUCAAAAUUUCAAAGGAGGACUGGGAAAAAUUGCAUGUGCACAUUGCUUCAUACAACAAUUUCCCCACUGCUGCUGGAUUAGCUUCCUCUGCGGCUGGUUUUGCUUGCUUCGUUUUUUCCCUCGCAAAGUUGAUGAAUGUGAAUGAAGAUCAGAGCAAGCUUUCAGCUAUUGCAAGGCAAGGUUCAGGCAGUGCUUGUCGUAGCUUAUUUGGUGGAUUUGUCAAGUGGAUCAUGGGAAAAGACAAGAAUGGAAGUGACAGUCUUGCAGUUCAACUCGCAGAUGAGGAACACUGGGAUGAUCUUGUCAUUCUCGUUGCUGUGGUAAGCUCACGACAAAAGGAGACAAGUAGCACCUCAGGAAUGCGUGAAAGUGUUGAAACAAGUUUGCUUUUACAGCACAGGGCAAAGGAAGUGGUACCAAAACGUAUAUUGCAAAUGGAAGAAGCAAUAAAAAAUCGUGAUUUCGCUUCUUUUGCACAAUUGACUUGUGCAGACAGCAACCAGUUCCAUGCAGUUUGCCUAGACACAAGUCCCCCUAUAUUCUACAUGAACGACACAUCCCACAAGAUAAUCAGUAUUGUUGAAAAGUGGAAUCGUUCUGAAGGAACACCCCAGGUGGCGUAUACUUUUGAUGCGGGGCCAAAUGCAGUUUUGAUUGCACGAAACAGAAAAGUUGCUGCUCUUUUGCUUCAGAGGCUGCUUUUCUACUUUCCUCCCAACUCUGAUGCUGAUCUGAAUAGCUACAUUCAUGGUGAUAAGUCAAUUCUACAAGACGCUGGGCUCGCCGGAUUGAAGGAUGUUGAAGCUUUGCCGCCACCCCCAGAAAUUAAGGACAACAUUCCAUCUCAGAAAUACAGAGGGGAUGUUAGUUAUUUUAUCUGUACCAGACCAGGGAGAGGUCCAGUUUAUCUUUCAGAUGAAAGCCAAGCUCUUCUUAACCCUGAAACUGGGCUGCCUAAAUAAGUUAGGAAGAAUUAAUUUCACGUGUUUGAUCUACUGCUCAUCGAGCCAAGGCAAAUGUCACCAUGAGCGUAAAGUAGAUCAUUCGGAUGAUCUUUUUAUGAUUUACCCGACAAUGCUGUGAAACGAUCGUCUGCGGUUUAGGGAAACAGUUUGUUCUCCUUUUUCUCUUGUAUUGGUAACUUCUUUUUGUGCCUUUUCUGCUCUAAUUUUGGAUUUUGUACUAUUUAUCUGGAAAAACAGUGAAUAAGUUAAUUAUUGCUUCUUAAACUCAUCCAUGGUUUU
This is a messenger RNA of Morus notabilis, 1699 nucleotides long. RefSeq names its product diphosphomevalonate decarboxylase MVD2, peroxisomal. The record is from RefSeq and is a predicted model, not a curated record. The transcript is spliced from 10 exons. Gene Ontology annotation, molecular function: diphosphomevalonate decarboxylase activity; ATP binding. Gene Ontology annotation, biological process: isopentenyl diphosphate biosynthetic process, mevalonate pathway; isoprenoid biosynthetic process. NCBI's taxonomy places the organism in Eukaryota, Viridiplantae, Streptophyta, Magnoliopsida, Rosales, Moraceae. Bases 152 to 1417 code for a protein of 421 amino acids. Gene Ontology annotation, cellular component: cytosol.